This is a messenger RNA of Laccaria bicolor S238N-H82, 2523 nucleotides long. RefSeq lists its product as uncharacterized. Lineage: Eukaryota; Fungi; Basidiomycota; Agaricomycetes; Agaricales; Hydnangiaceae. The coding region runs from base 1 to 2523 and encodes 840 amino acids. The transcript is spliced from 6 exons. The record is from RefSeq and is a predicted model, not a curated record.
AUGGUUGAAAAGAGGUACAAUAUCAUUUCGUUCUCUAGUGCUGGUUGCUUGAAGGCUUACUUCGACCUUCUCCACAGUAGUCAUCAUGACAUUCUGGGUAUGUAUGACACCGGAGUCCGAUUCAGGAAUUCUAGUCCAUCAGUUGUACUAAUUACCUGCUUGAAAGGGCUGCAUGACGCCUACUCAAAACCAUUUCGUGGGCAAGCGGCCCAGGAUUUUGUCGCGUUUUUGUUGAAGGCGGAUGCGGAGGCCCAGCGGAAUGAAAAAUUUUUGUAUGCAAAGAUGAUUACAGUCGUUCAAAGCUCUGGGACAGGAAAGUCGCGGAUGCUGACUGAGAUUGGCGAAACAAUCUUCACUUUGCCUAUUUGUCUUCGCCGCCCCGGUGGUGCAACAUAUCCCCCUGCUGACGAAGAAGUCUACAAAUAUUUUGCAGAAUUUUCGAGCAGUGACAACGAUCUGAGUCUUAAGGCCCAUACCGCUAUUGCUUGCUUCCUUGGGGCGGCUCAUACGACUAUGCUCAAGUGGUUGAUUGCGAAAAAAGCGAGAUUGCCAAAUCCCGCAGACCUACGUGCAUCUUGGCACAAAGUUAUGGAAAAGGAGGUAGGGCGGGAAGAGCGUCAAGCUUUUUUUCAGGAGGUUGUUCAAACCGCGCGUAAGAUGACAAACAACGCCACAAAUCACCUGAGUCCCCGUCGCAACAAGAAUUAUGGUGUCGAGCCGGAAAAUUUCGAAAUCGAUGCGUUUGCCAAGAAAUGCUACGAUGAGCAUGCAGCAGAUGCCAUCACAGAUCUGGCGGCGUUGGUCACAUGCUUUACCCCUGAAAAGCCUCUUUUCGUCUUCUAUAUCGAUGAAGCGCGUGAACUGAAAGUAUCCUUAUGGAUUCUAUUACGUUUAUUGAGUUAUCAAGACAAACUCACCCGUAUGUGGACGGUCCUCAUGGACACCAAGGCCAGUGUCGGUUUUUUCCACCCACCUCCACAAAACAUACCGUCUUUGCGGCUUCGUCGGGGCCUGAAGCGACUCAUGAAGCCGUUCAUCGGCGUUGGCUUCGAUCAAAAUGCAAUCUAUCCCGGUGGUGUGCACAUGACUACCACGAUAGGCGAAUUACAAUCGGUUGAACAUCUCGCAACAUACGGCCGGCCUCUAUGGAAUGCACAAUUUCGCGAAGGUGAGGACGAUCAGCUAAUCGAUUUAGCAAUUUGCAAGCUUGCAAAUGGACCUUUCGAUUGUGGGAACAAGCACCACGUUCUUGCUGUACUCUCACAGCGGGUUUGUUUGGAUUUAGUGAUGUUCUCGGCGGAAGCAGUGCAACUUGCUGACUACAGUGUUGAGAAUCAUAUGAGGCUCCUUGUUGGAUACACUGAAAAUGGGCACAAAUUUUUCACCAAGUCACCUUCAGAACCGAUUCUAGCUUUGGCUGCAGCGGAGCUACUUUAUUCACCACCAGAUCUGGCAGAGACUACUACAGCUAGCUAUACGGCUGCUCUUGGAGCUGCCCUCAAGACUUUGAACAUGUCCCUCUGUGGUGUUGGUUUAGUUGACAAAGGACUGCUUGGGGAGCUUGCUGGCCGGAUACUUCUCCUCUUUGCUCGUGAUAUGGCUGCUCCAACAAUAGGUCGGAUUUCAAAAAACCUGCUGGUGCCAAUCUCGGUCAUGGCCUUUCUUGACCGACUGCUUGGAAAAGAAGGUUGGUGUCAACCUUAUGAAACAGAGUACACAAAUGCCUUCAGCAAGACCUUCAUCAAUUUCACGCAUUGGAUUCUCACAUCUGAUCCUCUUCCUGCACAGCCAUCUCGACAGCUGCUAGAAAACCUUUGGGCUCGCGGCGCAGCACUACAGUGCUGCUUUAAUCAAGAAGCUAUAGAUUUUCUUAUCGUAACGUAUUCUGGGUCUAUCGGAGCCACGGACAUCUUCGAUCCAACAAUGCUCUCAGCCAUCGUCGUUCAAAUAAAAAACAAGGGCCAAGCUGAUACAAAUGCGGAACUAGGCACUCAGCCAAUUGGUGUUCCCCGCAAUGCCCCUCAGACUCUUCCCUAUAUCGCGAUGCUGUUAGAGUUCGGCAACAACUCUUGUCACCGAUCAACGAAUUCCCAAAUUAAAAUAACAACACCGAAAAAUCCGGGAUCGUUCUCGUCACUCGAGUAUGACUACUUAUCGGCUGUGCGGAACCUUGGACACUAUGAAACUAUCGCUAACGCACAAACUGUGAAGCAAAGAAGAGACCCGGCAAAAGCUACCCUGAGGAAAGCGGUUCAAGACACGUGGUUGGCUAUGAACGAUUACAAUCGCUACACAAUUGCAAUACGUGGAUCAUCAUCAGACGAGUACGGUAUCUUGAAGAACCCCCAACUUAACGAACAGUUCGCCACUUUGCUCUCUCUAACGAUGCCACCGCCUACUGCGGAGGAUAUCGCCAUCCGACACAUGAUGCCUCUAGAGCGCUUGGGUAAGACGUCUGCUCAUACGGUAUGGAUGAAAGACUAUGGGGGUUCGCGAGAAGAAGAAAUGGACUGGACGGAAUGA